AUGGCGGAGUGUAUAUUGGAACAGCUCAAAUCCCAGCACACGUGGCUUUUUCCGCUACUAGCACUCGGGUUUUUAUCGCUAUUCAAAUGUUCAUUCACCAUUCUGAAUUGGGUCUACGUGAAUUUUCUCCGACCCGGAAAGGAUCUCAAGAAAUACGGAUCUUGGGCUCUGGUCACCGGCCCUACAGACGGCAUAGGCAAAGCCUUUGCUUUUCAGUUGGCCCGGAAGGGGCUGAACCUGGUUCUUGUGGGUCGGAACCCGGAUAAGCUCCGGGAAGUUUCGGACUCAAUCAAGUCCAAACGCGAGGCGACCCAGAUCAAGUCUGUGGUGGUUGAUUUUUCGGGUGAUUUGAAUGAUGGAGUAGGAAGAAUUAAAGAGACAAUUCAAGGACUGGAUAUUGGGAUUUUAAUCAAUAAUGUUGGGGUUUCUUAUCCUUAUGCAAGGUUUUUCCAUGAAGUAGAUGAAAAAUUGUUAAAUGAUUUGAUUAAGGUUAAUGUUGAGGGCACUACAAAGGUUACUCAAGCUGUUUUACCCGGAAUGUUGGAGAGGAAAAGGGGGGCUAUUGUUAAUAUAGGGUCUGGUGCUGCCAUGGUUAUCCCUUCUGAUCCUCUUUAUGCUGUUUAUGCUGCCACCAAAGCAUAUAUUGAUCAGUUCUCAAGAUGCCUAUAUGUGGAGUACAAGAAAAGCGGGAUUGAUGUGCAGUGUCAGGUCCCCUUGUACGUGGCAACAAAAAUGGCAUCCAUCAAACGUUCCUCCUUCUUCGUACCAUCGACAGAUGGUUAUGCUCGGGCCGCCCUUCGUUGGAUAGGCUAUGAAUCACGAUGCACACCGUACUGGCCCCACUCUCUUCUCUGGGGUUUGCUAUAUUCCUUGCCAGAGUCUAUUGUUGAUGCUUGGCGUCUGAAGUUCUGCCUUGGGAUUAGGAAGAGGGGACAACUCAAGGACUCGAGGAAGAAGGAAUAG
This is a messenger RNA of Fraxinus pennsylvanica, 963 nucleotides long. Lineage: Eukaryota; Viridiplantae; Streptophyta; Magnoliopsida; Lamiales; Oleaceae. The record is from the annotation of a GenBank genome assembly.